Brassica napus (rape) is the source of this 2825-nucleotide messenger RNA. RefSeq lists its product as uncharacterized. Gene Ontology annotation, molecular function: zinc ion binding. NCBI's taxonomy places the organism in Eukaryota, Viridiplantae, Streptophyta, Magnoliopsida, Brassicales, Brassicaceae. The coding region runs from base 688 to 2781 and encodes 697 amino acids. The record is from RefSeq and is a predicted model, not a curated record. The transcript has 3 exons.
UAGAGAUGGUAAAGACGAAGUUCACAAGGAAUGGAAAGGAGGUAAUGAUUUUCGGAGCGAUGAGGAAUUUCGAUUACGGGAGUGACGAAGCGGUUCAAGAGUCGAAGAAGGGUGGAGAACGCGAUGCUUCUGUGAGUUUGCCAUCGCUGGAGAGAUCGAGGAUUCGUAAAAGCGUUGAAGGGAUAUCGAUGUUGGCAUCUACAGAGGUGUCGAAGGCGUCGAAGACUAGGCGGGGAACUUCAUAUGGGUCGCCUGCGUCAUCUCCGGAGAAGACCACGAGGAGGGGAACUUCAUAUGGGUCGCCUGCGUCAUCUCCGGUGAAGGCCACGAGGCGUGGUUCAACUCUGUCUCCUAGAGUUUCGAAGAAGCAGAAGGUAAAUGUGGCUCCUUCUGGUGAUGACAGAGAAGAAUGGCCAGAGACUGAGAUGUUGGCAUCAACAGUUGCGAAGAAGACAAGGCGGGGAACUUCAUCUGGCGGGUCGCCUGUGUCUCCUAGACAAUCGAAGAAGCAGAAGGUAAACUCGGAGAGGAGUCUAGGUGAUGAUGGUGAUGACAGAGAAGAAUUUCUCCAGAUUGAGGAAUUUGGGGAUAUAGGUGAUGAUGGUAGGGAAGAUGAGAACGGUAUUGCUGGCAUUGAGGAAGUUGGUUGUACAGAUUUGAGUCUUUAUUUUGGUGAUAAAGCAAAAAAUGAUGACUGUGAGGUUGAUGAAGACGAAGGCGAUGAUGAUGCAUGGGAUGAUGAUAAAAUCAGAUGAUGAGAAUGAAGAGGAGAUGAGACCUGCGCAAGCUUACAGAGAAAAAACUGAUCCAGAGGAGCUCCUUCAGCUAGGCAAGACAUUUUCAGAUGCUGAGGACUUCAAACAUGCUUGUCUGAGGUAUACCCUGAAAACCAGAUACAACAUCAAGUACUAUAGAUCCAGUAGCUUGAAGAUGGGUGCAAAAUGUGCCGCUGAGAUGAGAGAUGAUGAGGCUCCUUGUCCCUGGAUGGUCUACUGUUCGUAUGAUAGGAGGAAACAGAAGUUGAUGGUAAAGACAUACGUUAAUGACCAUAAGUGUGAGAGGACAGGGUAUUCGAAGAUACUUAAGAGGUCAGCAAUUGCAAGUCUAUUUGCUGAGAGGUUAAGGCUGAAUCCUAAGCUCACGGCAAAGGAGAUACAGGCUGAGAUAUUGAGGGAGUAUAAGAAGGAAGUUUUAGAAAACUCAUGCAUUAAGGCCAAGACGAAGGUGAUGAAAGAAAGGAGGAAGACCCAUGAGGAGCAUUUUGAUAAAAUCUGGGAUUACCAAGCAGAGAUAUUGAGGAGCAAUCCUGGAUCAACCAUGGAAAUUGAGACCAUACCAGGAGCCACGGUUGGAACCAAGCAGCGGUUCUACAGACUCUACAUGUGUUUCCAAGCACAAAAGGAAGCAUGGAAGAAGACUUGUAGGCCUGUUAUUGGCUUAGAUGGAGCCUUUUUGAAAUGGGACAUCAAGGGACAGUUGUUGGCUGCGGUUGGAAGAGAUGGAGACAAUAGGAUUGUCCCUAUUGCUUGGGCUGUAGUGGAGAUAGAGAAUGAUACAAACUGGGAUUGGUUUGUGAAGCGUUUGGCCUUGGAUUUGGGAUUGGAAAAUGGGAACGGCUUUGUUAUAAUGUCUGACAAACAAAAGGGAUUAGUGAAAGCAGUUCAUACCCUCCUUCCAGAAGCUGAGCAUAGACAGUGUUGUCGCCAUAUCUACGAGAACUGGAGGAAAGGUGGAAAAGAUCUAAGGUUACAGAGGUUCUUCUGGUUCAUUGCAAGGAGCUACACUCCUGGUAUGUUCAACUACAACAUGGACGAGCUUAAGAACUAUGAUCCUGGCGCACAUGCAUCUCUGAUAAAGACAAAGCCAGAGACUUGGUCUAGAGCUUUCUUCAAGAUAGGCUCCUACUGCAAUGAUAAUCUGAACAACUUGUGUGAGUCCUUCAACAAGACCAUCAGGGAGCCUAGGAAGAAACCUCUGCUAGACAUGUUAGAGGAGAUAAGGCGUCAAUGUAUGACUAGGAACUACAAUAGGUCUAAGAUGGCUAAGGACAGGAAGACUAGGUUCACCCCGAAGACACAUAAAGAGUUAGACAGGGUUGAGAAGAAGUCAAAAGAAUGUAGUCUGCGUUGGGCAAUUGGGCCAGAGACUGAGGUGGAAGAUAGAGACCAGUCAUAUGUGGUGAAUUUGGAGAAUGAGACUUGUGCAUGUCGAAGCUGGCAAAUGAAUGGUAUUCCAUGCAUCCAUGCUGCUAAGGUCAUCCUUGGCGUGGGAAGAAAACUCUCUGAAUUUGUUGCUCCUUUCUACACAACCUCUAAGUGGCGUGAAACCUACAGUUUUGGGAUCAGACCUGUAAAUGGGAUGAUAGAGUGGCCUCGGACCAAUAGAUUAGGUGUGAUUCCACCACCUAAUCGAAAUGGCAAGCCUGGUAGGCCUAAAAACCAUGAUCGAAAGAAGGGAACCAAUGAGACAGUGUCUACUACCAAGCUGAGUCGUGCGAACAGGGUAAUGACAUGCUCUAAUUGCAAAGAAGAAGGGCACUACAAGAAUACAUGUCGGAAGGCUUUUGUUGAGAGCCCACCUAAGAAACCAAGAGGCAGACCAAGGAAAUAUCAGGGACUACACUUUGGCGAGUCACAAGCUCAAUCCUCAGAAGCUCAAACCUCACAAAAUCAAUCCUCACAAGCUCAAGCAUCACCAUGGGAAGUUCCUCAAUCUUCAGAAGGUCAAUCCUCACAAGCUGAAGCAUCACAGACAACAUCGUGGGGAAGAUGGUUUUUUUAGAUGCUUGUGUGUUGUUUAUGAUGGUCUCUGUCUGAAUGCUUUCG